AUGGAAUCCGUGGAGUAGCAGGGCAUCUGUAGUUGGAGCACCCUUCACUCACCACCACGUGGGAAUCACUGUAAUAAGCAAGCAACAAACGCCUUACGCGAUGCCGCCGAAUCAGAAUCCCAUGUCCAGGGAUAUUUUCAUUCGUCCCGAUGUCUCGAUAUUCGUAAAUAACCCCGACCAAACAGCUGCAUCGAUUCGGAGCCAAUUUCUGUCGUUUUCCCGCGCGCGCGCUCCGCCCUACUACUUAUUCCGAAGUCGUUUUUAUUUUACACAUUGAUCACUGACUGGCUAUUUGUCGUAGUUGUACCUACGGAUAAUGGUAGGGCAGGGUAACGCCAGUAAAGUGUGUCGUCGUUGGCCGCCAGUCGAUUUGGACAUGAGUCGUUGCAUUGGGGCGAGCGCGAUCGCCACUGACUGCUGCUCCCUCGACGGCGGCGGUGGCGUUACUUCUGCUUCGGCUGCGGCGACGGUGCCAGUAGUACGAUCGACUGCAGCCAGUCGAAAUCCCGGAAAAUGGAAGAAAAUACCUUCAGCAGGAUCGGCGGUAAAUACGUGUUCAUCUGCAGGACCUUGUCCAUUUUCGGGGCCAUCUACUACUUCAACCAGCUGAUCGAACGAAAACCCAUCUGUGUGGACUUGUCGUGUGCCGGCAGUACGAAAAAUGUCAUCACUCUGACAAUAAACAUGAUCCUUUGCAUACUGUCGUCGCUGCUGGUGGGAUUCGUUAAGACUAGCUUGAGUGAGGUGAGUAUAAGAAAGGCCAAACUUUCCUACAUCCGGACCUACCGGGUGUUUAUGCUCAUCCGAAACCUCAUACUGUUGGUGCUGUGGACGUUCGAAAUCCUGAUUCGAAAACCGGCGAAGAGCAAGCUCGAGGAGGAAGACAAAAAGUUCGCCGAGUACAUGGCGCUGACGUUGUUUGUCAGCAUUCUCGUUAUUACUGGUAUUGAGUUGCUGAUACUUCGCGGAGUUCAGUGCUUGACGGAGCAGAAGAUAGCCGAGGAGAGAAGUUGUCUGGGGGCGUGACACAGUGCUGAAAGUUGAUGUAUUUAUUUGCAGUUAUUUUUUGUAGACACGAUCGUUUGUUAUACUGUGUGAACCAGUGCUAUUGGUAAAAUCAAAUGUAAAAGGUGUGAAACGUUGAAAUCCAAUCGUGGAGAGCAAACAAGAAUUUUGAAAGCAUUGGAAACUCGAUUGAAACGAUUUAGUGACAAAAUAUUUCAGUUAUGCGAAGGUAAUACACGUCAAAAAAUCAAUCCAAUUUAAAUAAUUCAGUAUUGACUUGCAAUACUGAAACUGAUCAAGGUGCUUAGUCGCAAAUGUGCAAAUAACGUCGCGAUGUGUCGUGCAGUGCCUGUGACUGAAUUUUGUUUCAACUAGUUUAGUGGAGAUUUCUACGUGUAAAACGAUAUCCUUAGGAAAGAGUGCAAUCGAAACCAUUGCGUAGUUGCCUUUGUAAGAUAAUCCGUUUACAAUUAAAGAGGACUUUUUAUCAAAUUGUGUAUAAUCUC
This is a messenger RNA of Armigeres subalbatus, 1511 nucleotides long. RefSeq lists its product as uncharacterized. Bases 514 to 1026 code for a protein of 170 amino acids. The transcript has 4 exons. The record is from RefSeq and is a predicted model, not a curated record. NCBI's taxonomy places the organism in Eukaryota, Metazoa, Arthropoda, Insecta, Diptera, Culicidae.